Messenger RNA from Soboliphyme baturini, 684 nucleotides. Lineage: Eukaryota; Metazoa; Nematoda; Enoplea; Dioctophymatida; Soboliphymatidae. The record is from the annotation of a GenBank genome assembly.
AUGAGGAACGAGCCGCCGAUAUCCGGAUUCGGCAAGACCAGAAGGCGACGGAACAAUAGAAAACGCAAAAACAAAAAUGGGGGCGGCGGAGGCAUUUCGUUGGCGUCAUCAUCGGCAUUGCUGCCAUCGGACAGUGAUGGCCGUUGGCCUGUGACCGGAUACGGGGUUCGACGUGGCAGUAGUAGCGCCGGCUCGUUGUCAAAAGAUGGCCGUACGAGGAGUUGUGGUGGAGGUAGCGACGUUGGGCGUUCGUCGUCCUCUCGCAGACAGGGUUCCCUGCCGCUUCAUCGCAUCCCACCACUGAUCGACUUUGACGCCGAGGGCCAGCUGAAGAUGGUGGACGCCGAGGACAUCGUUGCCGAGUGCUGCGGCGACGGCGGGGACCACAACUGUGGCGACGAACCUCGCACCUCAUCCGCUGGCACCUCGCCUCCCCCACCUCCUCCCCCUCCGAGGUGGUUGCGUGCCGACCGAUGGCCGUCGAACAGCAACGACGACGAGGUCCGAACGCGGCCCUCAGGCGACAAACGCUGCCGGCCCGAUGACGACGGCCGAGCGUCAACGCCAAGGCAUGUCCAGAGAUCCGACAAGAUCAGGAAGAACAAAAAGACGAAGGGCGGCGGAAGCGGAGCUACCGGCGACGAACCGUCCACCUCAUAUCACCCGAGGCACGGGACAAAGACA